Vitrella brassicaformis is the source of this 3780-nucleotide messenger RNA. The record is from the annotation of a GenBank genome assembly. NCBI's taxonomy places the organism in Eukaryota, Vitrellaceae.
GCCCCGGAUUUGCGCCUCGCAGCAAGAUGGUCUGAUAGCCGAUAGCCUCGGCCUUCCCCGCCCUCCCUUGCGGUGGCGAUGGAGUCGCCGAGCAAGCGGCGGAGGCUGAGCUGUGCGGAGGUGAGAGGGGGCGCGGGACAGCCCGCGUGAUGCACGACGUGCAUCCACAGCAUGUGAUCUUGUCGUGUGUGGGUGUGGAUUUGAUUGUGGUUCAGCUGGAGUCCAUCGCCAGCGUGAUGGCGGGUGUGAGGGGCAGGUAUGAGCACGUCCUCGACAAGAUCAACGCGCUGGACCGACAGGUAAGGGGCAGCCGAGACAUGAGCACCGAAGAGUGAGUGAUCCCUAGUGCAUGUGUGUGGAUCUGUGUGCAAUCAGGCCAGCGAGGCGUUGACGCUCAGGGAGAGCCAGGAGCGGACACUGGGCAAAGACAUGUGCCCCAACGUAGCUAAGGUAACGGACCGACAUGACGACACACCGGCAGCUUCCUGACCGUUGCCUCCGUGCCUCUCCCUCCUGGUGUGCAUGUGCGUGUCUGUGCAGAUGGUGUGUCUGGAUUACGAGAGGUUCAAAGUCCUGCUGUCCAAGAUAGGACCAGCCGACAACGUCACGCCCAGCACCCAGGACAUCCUCAUCAAUAUCGCCCAGCAGAAACUCUCUGCCAUGACACACAACCUACACCUAGAUGUAAGCACGGUCACAAACUGACAGCCGCCCACGUAUCUAGACAGGGAGGAGGCAGCAUUCAUCCCUUGUGUGUGCGUGUGUGAUGUUUUCUGUUCAGUCCUUGGCGCCGUCGCUGCUCACCCUCCCUGACGCGCUCCUGUUUGACCGACUCGGCCCCCUCCUCGGCACCGAGUCCGUCAUCGGCGGCCUCUCGCGGGCCCACUCGUCCUUCCUGGGCCCCUCCCACGACCCCGACAUGCACACCACCGUCACCUUCAUGGCCGACCGCGCCAUCGACCUGACCGACGGGCAGCUGGAGGCGUGGCGGCCCCGGCUGGCCAAGACCAAGGGGGCGGUGCUGCGUUGUCACAUGAACAUGGGGAUGGUGCGACUCCUGGAGGGCAUGAGGGACAGCCUCGAGAGUCUGGAAGCCGACAGCCACAGCGCGCAGGAGCACGAGCUAGAGGGUGUGGACGGAUGGGGGGCGGCGUUCCCUCUUUUGGAGACGGUAGUGGUGGGCGGGCGAUGGGGGUGGGUCUCAUAUCUGCGGGCCUGGGGACUCGGGUGAGUGACGAACAACACAACACACACCCAAAGUCCCAGACACCCACCACACCACCUACCCCUGCCUGUCGUGUGAGGCAGGUCGCUCGAGUGUGUCGAGUUGCGCAAGCUGAGCACGGAGGAGCAGACGGCCCACGACAACGAAUUUAUGGCUUACGACACAUGGUAUGGGCGCGACUGGCUGCAGGAGCACGACGGCGUACGCACCCUCACCCUCUCGCCCCCAUUCGCGUGGGAUGCGCGUGAGGCGAUGAUGCUUGUCGAGCGGACGAGCGUCGACACGGUGAAGAGCUUCAGCGUGACGGCGGACGAGCCGGACCUAGAGGGGUGGGUUAACUAUAAGGUCGGGAGGACCUAUAAUGACAUGGAAGUGGAGCCGCUAAGGUCGCUCGAGGACAUCGAGGCCACCAUCAAUGCCAAACAGAUCACCCCAAGCAUCAUAUCGGUGAGAGACCAAUGCGCGUACACACAAGGGAGUGGUCAUUUGCACCCUGUCCGUUGCCUGUGGUGUCACACAGUCACUGAACGCGGUCCACAAGUACUGUGUGGACCCUGAGGGCAAUGAGGACUACAGCAGCAGCACAUUCGACUUCCCCUUCGCCAUCCUCUGGCCCGCACAGCCCGGCAGCCCCAUCCGCAACAUCUACGACGACGAGAGCCCCGCAUUCGCGUCAUCCACCCUCACCCUGGCGGCCUCGCUCGCCACAUCGGUGACCUUCCCCACCAGCCUCGCACAAGACAACAUCAUCCAGGCCUUCUACUCCCUGCUGCCCAAGCUGGUCUUCACAUCAGCCCGCACCCUCACCCUGCAGAAGGCCAGGGACACCAACAACCCCCUCCCACAGCCACUGCUCUUCAACCUCGGCCGCGUCUUCCCAUCGGUGCGGUCCAUCGACAUGGGCAGGGCGCGGCAGCUGGGCGAGGAGGCCGUCGUCAAGGCGAUAGACGACCUCCCAUCGCUGCGAAUUUUGCGCUUCGCACGGCAGCCCUCUUUUCAUGGGAAGCCGUUUUUCCUUCCAUCGUACUUGAGGAACUGUGCCGGUGCUGGCCCACUGCUGCACAUCAAGUGUGCGUUCUACACGGGUAUGAAUGGCAGUGAGGAUUGGUCGGUGUGGGAGGGGCAGCCAGAUGAGGGCGGUGAGGAUGGGGCGGGUGGGGCGGAUAGCGGCAGCAAGAUGGAUAUGGAUGUGUCGUUGGGGGAGGCAGAGGGCGACAAGGGCAGCAGCAACAAGGGCAAGGGCAUAGAGCGCCGCAUCCGGCACAUCAGCGUGUUUUUCGCUACCCCACUCUUCUGGGGUGCUGCGGAAGCCGGUGUGGGAGAUGGGGAGCUGGGGCGGGGAGGGAGAUGGGGAGUGAGAUGGGAGGCAGAUGGAUGGAGAUGGCGUGUUUUUCGCUACUUCGCUGCAGAGGGCGGAGAGGGAGGUGAGGAGGGAGAGGAAGACGAGGAAUGGGAGGCAGACAAACCCGAAAUGCUAGUCUGGUCUCGGCUGUUUCGCACAUGCGUCAAGGCCAUCGCCACUCUGCCCAAGCUAGAUUACAUCACACUCACCACCGACGAUACACUCCCUGUCGAGUCGCUGCACGAGGAUGGGGAGGCAGGCGUAGCCGAGCGGCUGAGCCCUCACGGGUUCGCCGCUGUGCAGACAGGACCCUGUAGCGUUGAGCUGUAUCGGAAGGGGCUGCCCGUCACGGCGGGCCAGCGACUGAUCACUGACUACUUCUCGCCUAUCUGUGUCGAUAAUAGCAACGGGAUGGAGUGAGACCGUCGUCAGAUUAGUGGUGCCGGCGUUUCCUCUGUACCUUGAUGAUGUCAUCAGUCUCGUUUCUGGCGAUUCCAUCGGCCAUGAGCGAUCCCGAUGGCAUUCGAUGAGGUGCAGGGGAGCGCAUUUGGCCCACUCAUGUGCCUUACUGACUUGACGGUUACAUGAGUCACUCACUGAUCAUCAGAGAGCUGGGGGCACACGGAUGUGGUGUACAGAUUGACUCGUGCUUCCGUGUGCGCCUGCUUUAUCCAUAUCUCUCUCCUUGUGUUGUGUCUGGCUGGAGCGCACUGUUUCUUCUCCAUCUCCUCUCUCUCGAGCUCGCCUGUCGUCCUCUCUCUCGAGCCUGUCUCUGAGUCUGUCUGCCUGGUCACUGACUGUGUGUGUGGUCGUGGCGUUCAAACCGAAACAGCGGCAGUCCCCACAAGUGUCCAUCCGCUGUCUCAGAAGCACUGGACACCCUACACACACACACACACACACACGCAGAGCCACCCAUCCACCCCCUCAGCACAUCACACAGACACCUUUUCCGUGUCUGACGACUGACUGAUUGUACGGUACGACAGCACUUUUUUCUACCUGCCUCUCUCUCGCCCUCUCUGUGUUGGCUGCCGUCCCCUGCCAACGCAGAGUCUCGUAGCUGCUCACUCGGCGCUGUUUUGCCUCUCCUUUCCCUCUGGUGAGCUGAGCUGUGACGUUUUCGUGUGCGCCGCUUGUCUGCCAAGAAGUGGCGCACACUCGCCGGUCCGGAUCUUCCUGGUGUCAUGUCUGCAUGGAUCAUCUGUCCCCG